AUGGCUGUGAUGACAUGGCCCGAUAUUUCUCACCUGCCUAUAUCAAAGCCAGAGUUAGUUAAUGUUCUGACGCGGAUGGACCAACAAGUCAAGUGGCCUCAGAAGAAAAAGACCUUCGUUUCCAACCGGUAUCCAAACCGAUGGUGCAACUUCCACAGUGACCACGGUCAUAAAACGGACGACUGUGUCGCCCUAAGAAUCGAGGUUAAGGAACUCCUCAAGAAAGGACACCUCAGGGAGUUUCUUUCCGAUAAAGCCAAAAAUCUCUUGAUUAAAAAUACCACAAAUCACCCCACCAAAGUUACUCCUGCCUCACCGCCACGCCAGGAUAGAGUAAUCCACAUCAUCUCUGGUGGCUCGGAAAUAAGCGGAAUCAGCCAUGCAGCCGCCAAGAAAAACACCAGAAACGCCAGGAACGGUCAAGAGACUUGGAAACCAAAGCGUCUACUCCUGGGUACAGGCGAAAUCAGCUUCAUCGCCAAAGAGCAGGAAAGAGUAAUGGCUCCCCAUCAUGACGCUUUGGUCAUAUCGUUCACCUUGAACGCUUACAAUGACUUAGGGCUGGAAGAAAAGGCUCUGGCUCGAAAGAUCACUCCACUCGUAGGGUACAGCGGCGAAGUCAAGCAGACGACCGGAGAAGUCAUUCUCCUGGUAUACGCCGAAGGGGUCAACACGGCGACUAAGUUCCUGGUCGUUGACUGCAUGUCCUCGUACAACAUAAUAAGGCCCUGGAUCCACGACAUGGGAGCUGUCCCUUUAAUGCUCCAUCAAUCGAUCAAGUUCCCUACUCCUUGGGGAAUCAAAACGAUCAUGGGAGACCAAGAGAACUCCGGAUUGUGCUAUCAUACCACCCUGAAGGGAAGAACCCAAGCCUUAUAG
Brassica napus (rape) is the source of this 879-nucleotide messenger RNA. RefSeq lists its product as uncharacterized. The transcript is spliced from 2 exons. The coding region runs from base 1 to 879 and encodes 292 amino acids. NCBI's taxonomy places the organism in Eukaryota, Viridiplantae, Streptophyta, Magnoliopsida, Brassicales, Brassicaceae. The record is from RefSeq and is a predicted model, not a curated record.